Argiope bruennichi is the source of this 2999-nucleotide messenger RNA. RefSeq names its product ubiquitin carboxyl-terminal hydrolase 22-like. Gene Ontology annotation, cellular component: cytosol; nucleus. NCBI's taxonomy places the organism in Eukaryota, Metazoa, Arthropoda, Arachnida, Araneae, Araneidae. Gene Ontology annotation, biological process: protein deubiquitination. The transcript has a single exon. The record is from RefSeq and is a predicted model, not a curated record. Gene Ontology annotation, molecular function: cysteine-type endopeptidase activity; zinc ion binding; cysteine-type deubiquitinase activity. The coding region runs from base 192 to 1631 and encodes 479 amino acids.
ACUACGCAUACCAUAUCACGCAGGUUUGCCUUAAGUCUAGCGGCGAGUUCCCUUUAAGUGGGAUUCGACGAUAUCAUCGACAAGCAGAUUGAGACAAUCUUUUACCAGUUUCAGUCUCGGAAGAAUCUUCGAUAAUUUACAAUUAAAUUGCUGAAGGAGUAUUAAUCGAUGAAGUGUUUUUAAAGGUAAUCAUGGGCACCUACUCAUGUCCCCAUUUGCGUAAACUUCCUUGUGCUUUAAAAACUUAUAAUGUUAUACUGGGUUAUUAUGUGACUUGUAUAGCCGAAGAUCAGCCGUUUCAAAAACUAGCAGUGGAUGCGUUUUGUCGUGUCUGCAAAGAAACCAAAGGAAAAUUACAUGCAUGUUUGCAAUGCGCAUUUUUUGGUUGCUUUAAAUCUGUGGAUGGAAACGUUAGUCAUAUGAAACGUCAUGCAUUGAAAUAUAAACAUUAUUUUGCCAUUAAUUUGAAUCACGGCUCUUUAUUUUGCUUCCAAUGUGAUGAUUAUAUGUAUAAUGAAACAUUUGAUGAAUCUCUCGCUGAAUUCGAAAUAGAAGCUAGAAAAUUGAAAAUCACGCAAUCUUUCUUAACUUGGAAACCAAACAAUAAGGAAAGAGCUCUCCUGAAAGGCAAAAUUGUAAAAAUCUCGGAUUUGUCAUAUUUUGGUUUAAGAGGUAUAGUAAAUAUAGGAAAUAGUUGUUAUAUCAAUUGUAUUGUCCAAGUGUUGAUGCACACUCCUGUACUGGUAGACUUUUUCUUACGUGACAAGCACGUAUGUACCUUAGAAUCUUGUCUUUUAUGUGAAUUGUUUCUGAUGUUCCAGGAGUUUUACUCUGGGAAAUCAAUUCCCUAUGAUCCUUCAGAACGAUUUUUUAUUAAAUUGCAGCAGUUUUGUAGUCAACCUCUUGGAAUACAACAACAAGACUGUUAUGAAUUAUUUCAAGAGAUUUUAACAGGUAUGCAUGUUAAUUGUCCUAAUAAAAAUGACAUUAAUUGCAAGUGUAUGAUUCAACAGAUGUUUUAUGGAAUCGCUCAAGGCUGUAAAGAAUGCCAACAUUGUCAUGAUUCAUCAUCUUUACCUCCUGAUUGUUUCAUGGAUAUCCUGCUGGAUUUAGAUAGAAAAGAUGAUUGUCUUAUAAAUGUUUUGAAUAGAAAAUAUUUGGAAAAGCAAUUAUUAUCUGACUAUAGAUGCUCUAAUUGUGAGAAAAGUAAUACAACAUAUAUACGCCAGCAUAUUAAAAAGCUUCCCAAUGUUGUAUGCUUUCGUAUGAAUUGCUUCCUUUUGGAAGUUAAUAAAAUUUCAUCACGAACUAGAAACAGAAGAAUGCAGAAGAAAUCGACUGCUUUUGCAUUUGAAGAGUUUCUAAAUAUGUCACCAUAUUUAAACUCGGAGACUACUAAUUCUUCUGAUAGAAAUGGUGCAUGUGCUGCUGCUUCUGUACCUAGUGACAAUGUCUUCCGGUUGUUUGCAGUUAUAUUUCAUAAAGGUACUUUACAAGGUGGACAUUAUGUAACAUAUAUUCGGCAGCGGCAUAACUGGUAUGAAUGUGAUGAUAGAUUUAUAUAUAGAAGAACCAUGGAUGAAGUUCUUCAAUGCGAACCUUUCCUUUUAUUUUAUCAGAAUUAUCAGUAAAUUUACAAGUGAUUGAUUUGUAUAUAUAUAUAUAUAUAUAUAAUGUUUUUUCGUUAAACAUUUGAAUACUGUUUAAGCUAUUAGUUUAUUUCCCUUUUAUUAUCAGCUUAUAAUUAUUAACUCUUGAAAUGUUUUUCCUGACGAGAUUUGAUGUAUUCCUGUAAAGUUAGUAUCCCCAAAACAUUAUACUAAAAUAUUUUGUAGUAAUUUUGAAAGUAAGACAUUUAAUAUAUGGUUUAUUGAUACUAUAAAAUGAAGUAUUGAUGUUUAAAAGAAAAAAGUAUCUAUUCCAUAUAUUUUCAAAAACAUAAUUGCUUAUGUAAAAAAAGAAAAAUAUAUCCAUGCAUAUUUGUUGUGAUAAUCAGUAAAAUAUUACAUUUAAAAAAAAUGGCAUUGUUUAUUUUCAAGUGCAUUUUUAAAAAAAUAUUUGCAUAUCCAGUGUAUAUAAACAAAUGUUCAUCAUUUAUUGUCUUGUGGCUGAGGACUUACCAGCAGUUGACAAUUCAUUGGAGGCAUUAUCUGGGUAGCUGCCAAGAUAUCUUAAAGUAGUAAACAUAGAACUACUUACUUGUUUCUUUUUCAGAAGUAUGGUUGUGGAUCUGUUGAUUGCUGAGCAGCUGUAUGUAUAUACUUUAAUGAAUAGUCCCUGUUCUUUUUCAAUGUUUUGGUCUGUGGUUCUGUUGAGUAUUGAGUAGUUAUGUGCAUUCCCUUUAGUGAGUAAUUUCCAUCCUCUUUCAUUAAUUGGUCUGUGGAUCUGUUGUUGAUGCAGUUAGCAGAUGUUGAUCUAUUCUUUGCAUCCACAUUAGUGAGUAGUUCACAUUCUCUUUCAGUGUUGUGGUCCUUGGAUAUUUUAAGUAUUGAAUGGUUGUAUACAUCCAUUUUAGUAAGUAGUUCACAUUCUCUUUUAUGUAUCUGCUUUAGUAAGUAAUUGACAGUUUUUUUUUCCUACAUGUUAUGUGAUUCUCCAUAAGUAUAAAAAUAUUUUUAAAACCAGUAUUGUAACAGAAAUGUUUAAAAAAAAUCAAUUAAGAAAUAUGCGAACCAAAUUAUAUUAUUAGAUUUUGAGUAGUUUUUAGCAUCCACAUUAGUGAGUAGUUUGCAUUCUCUUUCAGUGUUAUGGUCCUUGGAUAUUUUAAGUGUUGAGUGGUUGUAUACAUCCAUUUUAGUAAGUAGUCCACAUUCUCUUUUAAUGUUAUAGUCCAUGUGUUGAGCAGUUUUAUGUAUCUGCUUUAGUAAGUAAUUGAUAAUUUUUUUCUUACAUGUUAUGUGAUUGUGUGAUUCUGCAUAAGUAUAAAAAUAUUUUAAAAAACAUUAUUGUUAAAAUGAAUCAAGAAAUAUAUAAAAUAAAUUAUAAAAUUGCUAUUUACA